This is a messenger RNA of Didymodactylos carnosus, 1794 nucleotides long. The record is from the annotation of a GenBank genome assembly. Lineage: Eukaryota; Metazoa; Rotifera; Eurotatoria; Philodinida; Philodinidae.
AUGGCAUCAGCAGCUGCUGUUUCUCAAACUACAGCAUGUCUCUCAAAAGUGCAAGUAGGAAAUAAAGAUGAAUCAAUUGAUGACUCAUUUCGUAUAUUUUUUUACUGGUUACAAAAUAAAAUAUGUGAACAUGCAUUAGUUGAUGGUUUUUCUUACCCUUCUGAAUAUUGGAAAGCGCGUGUAGAAUAUAUUUUAUCAUUAACUAAAGAAACUACACUUGAUGUUACGACUAUUAAAAGUAUUAUUUCUUCCUUGGAAUAUUUAUAUAAUGAAAAAGAUUAUACAUUUCUAAAUAAGGAACAAUGUCUAUAUGCUGUGAUUCAUUAUAAUAAAGAAUUUGAUAUUUUAUCAAAUAAUAAAUUAGAUGACUCACAACUAGGUGAAGAACAGAUACUAUUAAUUAGUAAAAUUAAAACUAUACAUGUAUAUAUUAUGAAAUCUGGACGGAAAUUAUCGCAAGCAUUGAUUGAUAAAACAUUUAAUCAUAUCGAUGAUGAUGGUGAAAUAUUGAAGAAAUACUUAAAUAUGAAAAGUGCUGACUAUAAUUAUAAAAAUGUAAUUGAAUUUCUAUAUCAUCAACAACAAACUGAUAAUAAAUUUAAAUAUUUAAAACAAUUACCAGAGUUGUCGCUUGCAUAUUAUUGUUUACCUUAUGUUGAUCUAAUUUCUGGAAAGUUUGAUUUGAAAUUAAAUCAACAACAACAAUCUGGUUUAACGACGUCAUCUUCCACCACUAUAAUUACAACAUCAACAAAUAAUAUUACUAACAAUACUAACAAUGCUAGUCCAGUACAACAACGUCAACCAAGAACACCACGACAAAGCUCUCCACAUCAACGUAAACGAUCAUUAACUCCUACACCAGUAACACCUUCUCGUAUUUCGACGAGUUUACAAAUGUUACCACCAAAGCCAAAUCGUCAAACUAAUACAUCUAAUAAUAAUAAUAAUAAUAAAAAUAAUCAUGAUGGGACUGUUACUAUAGACGACGAUAAUGAUCAGCAUACACAACAUGUCUGUGGUAUGAGUGAUAACGAGACCAUCGAUAGGAGUAAUAAUACUGAUGAUGACGACCAAGAUCUUGAACAACGAUUGCAUCAAUUUAGGAAUGAUUUUGUUUUUAUUCCACAAAUAACAACAACUACUUCUAAUAACAUUACCUUGCUUCAACGUCAACCGUUAAAUAAUAUUACUAAUAAUAUUAUUAUUAAAUCUGACAAAACAACAAUGACGGAAUCACUGGUUUCAACUGAUCAAUUCAUUGAUCUACCAAGAAAUAUCAAAGAACCGUCAUCUAAAGAAGAAUAUAUAUUGUUUAGAAUGUCAACAAUUAAUGACAAUAAUAACGCUAAACAAUAUAAUAAUAAAAUAUAUGUGGACUCAUGCCAACAAACACAUAAAUCGUUUGUAGGAUCUACAACAAUCAAAGAGGAUUUAUCACCACAUAUUAUAUAUAAAAAUGAACUAAAUCGUCUCAAACGAUACGAAAAUCAUUUAGAAAUUCUAAAUGUACAUUUAGAACAACAAACAUUUCCAUCCUCACUUGGUGCAAUGCCACGCCCAACAAUCGGAGCUGAUUGUAAAGAUUUUGUGAAAGAAUGGAAUGAGAUUGAAAAUGAUUGUCGUCGACGAUUAUUAAAUAAAACAAUCCAACAUGUUGAAGAUAUUAUUAAUGAUUGUAAUACAAAGAUUCAGUCUGUUUUUGAUUCUGUUGAUAAUAAUAAACGAUUAGAGAUUGAGGUGCUAGUAGAUGAAAAAUUAAAACCAGUGUUGAAAAGUCAUGGUGUAAAUUAA